Molecule: messenger RNA, 1406 nt
Organism: Lolium perenne
Lineage: Eukaryota; Viridiplantae; Streptophyta; Magnoliopsida; Poales; Poaceae
Source: RefSeq, a predicted model, not a curated record
CCAAACUACGCCCACACAGUUUCUAUCUACUUCGGCCGGAACAGCUGAUUGGCCUUGAGCAGGACGAGCGCCCGGGUCACGGGGAAAGACCAAUUCGCCAAAGGAAGAAAAAAAACGUGAAAAGUGAAAAGGCGGAAUCACCGGAUGCAUCUCCUGUCGACGCAACGCCUGGCGCCCAUCAUCCACAACGCCAACCACCAGCAUGCGCUUCUCCCGCUGCUACCCGCUGCCGCGACGCCCGUGCCGUCGCCUCUUCUCCGGCUACCGACGAGGAACUCCAAGUCCUCGCCGCCGCGAGCCAUCUCGCCCGCGACGCCCACCACCGUUGCCACGGACGGUUCCACCGGAGCGCCGUCAGACGCAGACAAGUGGGAGGCGUUCGCGGCGCGGGUGUCCGGCGAGUGGGACGGCUUCGGCGCCGAGUUCACCGCGGCCGGCGACCCGGUGGAGCUGCCGGCCAACGUCGUCCCGGACGCGUUCCGCGAGUGGGGGGUGCAGGUGUUCGACUGGCAGACGCAGUGCCCCACGCUGGCCAACCCGGCCACGCCGUGCGCGCUCCACUACCGCCUCGUGCGCCUGCUCCCCACCGUCGGCUGCGAGGCCGAUGCCGCCACCGUGCACACCUCACAUCAGCGCCACGUCUCCUCCGCCUCCGCCUUCGCCUACGACGGCGCCUGGGGCUCCUACGUCGCUGCCUGGCCCAAGGGCCCCGCCACCGUGCUAGAGGUCGAGCACUGCCUCGUGCGCCCAGGCCCGGACACCGAAACGGUCAGGGCCAGGGUCGUGCAGACGGUGGCGCUGGGCAAGGACGAGGCCAGGCUGCGCGGGAUAAAGGUCUUCUCUGAGCAGUGCUACGGCCCGUACCGCAACGGCGACCAGCUCGGCGGCUGCGCGCUCCGCGAGUCCGCCUUCGCCGCCGGGGAGAGGCUCGCCGUGUCGGAGGUGGUGGGGCAGUGGGAGAGCGCCUUCGCUUGCACUGCCAGCUUCUCCGGCGCUCUCAACACCGAGACGGUGACGGGAAAGUUCUCCUCGUUGGAACCUGAUGACGAACCGCGGAGAACGGCGAGAGACGACACCGGCAUCCUCACACUGCUGCCCAAGCAGCUCUGGAGCUCCUUCAAGGUGAACGGCGACGACGGCGAGGUGGUGUGUGAGGUCGGGUGGGUGCUGGGCGACGGCAACGCGGUCACGUCGACCUGUGUCCUGUCCAAAGACGGAGACGUCAAGGUAAUAGCCACCGCCUACGAGUCCCGGGUGUAGGAGACCACCUGAGCAAAGCCACAUGACUUCCUUCAGGUUCCAUCACAUCUACACAUAGAAAAGAAUACACACAUCUAGAAUAGCCAUACUGAUAUGUAAAUAUUCAGACAAGGUGAUCUACUAAGAAAAUUGGUUCUGCAGAAUCA